AUGACUGUUGAGGUUAAGGUUGAGGAGACCCUGGUGGCUGAAGUUGGGGUUGUUCCUCAGGAGGAGCCCAUGAAGCCUGUGAUUGAGAAUGAGAAAGUUGUUGAAGGAGAUGAUAAGGUGAAGGAAGUGGCUGAGUCUGGAUCCAAGCCCAGAGCAGUUGAGAAGAGCUCUUCUUAUAAGGAAGAGAGCAACUUUCUCUCUGAUCUGAAAGAGUUUGAGAGGAAGGCUUUGAGUGAGCUCAAAUUGAAGCUGGAAGAAGCCAUUUUGGGCAACAAUAUCUUCAAGAAAGAGGAGCCAAAGGAGAAUGAGGAGAAGGAAAAAAAAGUAGCAGAGGAGGAAGAGAAGAAGGAAGAGAAGGAGGACGAGAAGAAGGAAGAGAUAGCGGAGGAGGUUGAUGAAAAAAAGACAGAGGAAGGAGAUGAAGUACCAGUAGCUGAAGAGAAAGAAGCAGCAGCCCAAGAAGGUGAGGAAGAGAAGAAGCCUGAAGAGGGGUGCGAAGUGGACAAGGAUAUCUCUCUUUGGGGUGUGCCCCUUUUCCCUGGGAAAGGGUUUGAAGGCACUGAUGUGGUGCUCUUGAAGUUCUUGAGGGCUAGGGAGUUCAAGGUCAAUGAAGCCUUUGAGAUGCUGAAGAAAACCCUUCAAUGGAGGAAGGAGUCUAAGAUUGAUUCAAUCUUGGAUGAAGAUAUCUGUGCUGAUCUGAGCUCUGCUGCUUACUUGAACGGCGUUGAUCGCGAAGGCCACCCUGUGUGCUACAACAUUUUGGGGUGUUUGAUAAUGAGGAGCUUUAUCAGAAAACUUUUGGAAAUGAGGAGAAGAGAGGGCAGUUCUUGA
This is a messenger RNA of Prunus armeniaca (apricot), 831 nucleotides long. The record is from the annotation of a GenBank genome assembly. Lineage: Eukaryota; Viridiplantae; Streptophyta; Magnoliopsida; Rosales; Rosaceae.